UUUAGGUAUCGCAUUAAGUGCGAUUUUCAUUAUUGAAAAUUUAUUUUCAUGUUGUUUUUUCAUUCGAAUGUUUUUUUUCCUACGUGUGGACUUCUGACACAUCGUGGAAAAUUGUGAAAGUAAUAUGCUAUGGCUGCGACAGCUGGUAAAAAACGUCAGCAAUGCAAGUUGAACGUCGACGAUCAAGUUACGCGAAACGAGUUAGAUGUGUGGUAAAACUACAGAGAAAAUUGCAAUCUGUCGCUUUGUAAGUUUUUAUUGUACACGUUUGAAGGUUUUUGUCGAAGACGCUUAUCAUAUACAUUAUUAUCGUCGCUGACGAUGCAUUGAGAAAUUAAAUUGCGCCGAGUCGUGCACGAACUAUCGAUAUUUCUGCACGCAAUCAACGACAGGGUUAUGAGGCUCAAAUUUUUAAGUCUCGCUAUUAGUCAAUAUUUUUUCAGUGUUUUUAAUAUACUUUCUGUACUACAUGAUGGCUGAAAAAUGUAAGGAAUGUGGGUGUAAAUGUGUAAAUUGCACUCAGCAAGAUCAACAACAUUGUGACAUGCAUCUGCAUGUAGAAAUAGAAAAUUUACGGCAACAUCUUAUGGAAAGGGAUAAUCACAUUGCAACAAUGGAAACACAGUUCUUAAACGAAGCUGAUAAAUUUCCUAAUGGAGAGUUAGCUUCAAUGAAGGAAGAACUUUUAAUCUGGCAAGAAAAAUAUUCAAGGCUUCACGAGGCUCACAAACGUGUUCAAAAAGUAAAUCAAAACCUUGAGGACAAAUUGUUAAGGAUUGUAGAUAAAUGUGAAACAGAGAAAACUGCAUUCACUAAAGAUAUUGCAACUUUAUCUCAUAGACUAGCAGAUGCAAAUUAUACCAUACAUCGUUUAACUCAAGAUAAUGAAAAAUACAGAAAUGAUGUAAACUUGGCAAUACAGCUUCUUCAAUGUAAACCAGCUAAUUUUGUUGGUCAGAAAUAUGAUUCUUUACCUUCUGAAGUACAAGCCAAAGUUAGAACAUAUGUUGCACAAAAGAAACGUUCAAAUGAUAAUAUUCCUGAUAUUAAAAGUAUUACAGUACCAAUUUCAACGUUUCCCCCAACAGCUAUGGUAUAUAAUGUAACCAAACCUACAGUUGAGAAAGACAGUGAUGAUGAGAGUGAUGAAUCUAAACCACCGGUAGACAUUGUUUCAGCUGCAAUAAUGGCCAAAGUUUUAGAAGACAGAGAAAAAGAAAGAAUAUUCGCUAAGCAUUGCGAUACAUGCACUUGUAAUCGAAGCAUUCUAAUGGUUGAUGCAGAAACUCAAACUAACAUGCAAGACGUUUUUUCUUGCAAUGAUUGUGUUACGAAGUAUGCACAGGAUGUAGAAAAAAACACUGAUAAAAAUUGUCAAACUAAAGAAAGUCAAAAUUCUAAUUUACAUAUAGCUUACCACGAGGUAAAUGAAAACAUUAGUAUUAGUAACAUGCAAUAUCAAAGUCACUGUACAAAGAAUAUUAGUAGUCAGUAUGUAAGCACAAAAGAUAAAUUUUUAAGUAGAAAUGUUAAAAUAGAAAAUGUAAAGGAGGAUGGUCAUGCGAACACAAGGGCUAGUUUACAUAAAAAAAACUCGAUGCGCAGGAACGAUACGCAACCUCAAAAUAUUUUCCAUAACCAGAGCGAAAAUACGGCCAUGCAGAUGCCUCAAAGGGUCAAUGAUGUAUGUACCAACAGCAAACUAAAUUCUGAGAAAGGAAAAUCAGCAAAGUCGUAUAAAAAAUGCGAGUCCCAAAUUGAUGAUGUAUUUAAUUCAAAUUCUUGUAAUAAAUUGGAAAAGAAAUCUUUUAACCAUAAUUAUAUAGUUCCUGAAAAUCAUAAUAAUUGCUUUGAUGGGAAAGAACAGAGUCACAUUGAUAUUAUUAACGACAGAUUGUGGAAGAACGAGUGGACAAAGUUAAAAUCUCAGACUAAUAAAGUGGAUAUUAAAAACAUAGGUAAAACAAACAGUGAUGUUGAAAUUGACAUUAUUAACGAUAGAGUUUGGAAAAAUGAUAAGCCGAAACAAGAAACGCAUCACUCGGCACAGUUGAUGUUAAUAGAAGUGAAAAAUAUUGAUAAUAAUUCGAACCAGAAUGAUUCUGGACAGAUCGAAGUGGCCACUAGUCCCAGUUUCAGUAGCGAUAGUAUAGUAAUUUCAACUUCAGAUCCUUCUAGUAGUUCCAGCGACGUUGUUCAGCCGCUUAGCGGAACGAAUUUGCAUAAUAUUGGUUUGAAACCUACUAACCAAAAUCGUAUAACCGGUCCAAGGAAUUGUCUCAUGAGAGUCACGCCUGGAUCCAAGAAUAUUCUGCUAGAUAAUGCUGGUCAUUAUAAAACUGUGUUGUACACUAGCGGAAGUAACAAACCAAACACUGCUUUAGUUCAUUCGAAGAAACUAUCCCGGUCUGGCUCGGAAAGGUCAAUUUCAACCAGUAGCGAGGAAAGCUCCCCGAUCUUGCUACGCGACAAUAAUCAAUUGCAAAGAGUGGCCGAGUGGGUUGAGUCGUCAGUACACAUGGAUAAUUCAGUGUCAAAUUAUUCGAAGUUGAAGCCUAACGAGAGCAUAAUCGAUAAAAAUUCUUCGUUGGUCUAUUUAGACGAGUCACAAACGAAGUCGAAGAUGUUUGACGACACACGAAGACUGUACGAAAAUACUCAAGAAAACAAACACGAAGAUCUGGUGACCGAUGUUCCGGCUUUCGAUAAAGAAAUUUUGGCUAACGACGUGAAUCAUUUUUCAUCGUCUGUAGACAACACGGAACCGGAGAAAGAGAAAGAUUUGAUAAUUUUUGACGUGCCGAACGAGGAGGAGAAAGUUGUUCCGCCGCAAGCUUCCAACAAAAUGGACAACGCUAAUUUUGAUUACGACGUGAAAAUUACGAAAGAGAUGGAAGAAACGUACUUGAAGCUCGCAGCAAGCUUAGAUCCAGUUGCGUUGAGCCUGUCGAACGUGGAUGGCGCUGACCUAACGAUCGAGAAGUAUCGGAAGGAUCACAAAAGACUUCAGAAGAGCUACGAUAGGGUGGGAUCAAAAAUGUAAAGUGUCUCAACAGAAAUAUUUCAAGAUGAUUAUUAUUACUAUCUCAGCAGGGAGUUCCUUUAAAGAUAACAGAGCGUUAUUUUUUGUAACUAUAUGAAACUAAGGCUGUACCAAGAACAGUAGCUUAGGGGUAAACAUUCUAUACACCACUGCAGACAUAGGAUUAUAUUUAUUUAAUUUGUAUAGUUAACAUUAGCAGCUUUGUCUCUUGGUAAGUUCGUUUGUAAACAACGGUCACUAUAUUUCUGAUAUUCGUAAUUGUUCGGUAACCACCUUUAGUCGAUUCUUUUCUAAUUAACACGUCCGAUUCUGUAUUUAAACGGUACGGUAAGAUUUAUUCGAGUAUUUAUUGAAUUCGCGCGAGAAAGAACCGUCAAGCUGCUUUGCAAAGGAAACAAUUACAUCUGGUAUUGGUCGUUUAGUUUCCGUUUCGUUGAUUCUCUACAGUUUUGUAUAGAGUCAUUCUAUAUUGAAAACAAAAUAGCCCAAUUAAAUUAGAUGACGAGACUUUUAUUCUUGUUACUGCGAUUAAAUAUUAUAGGGCGAAUUGCGUUCGCGCGUAUUGAAACGUGACAAUAUUUAAGGAUUCGUUGUCGAGUGUCAACAGCUAUGUUCGUAUGCUGAAUGCAGCGCGUGCUAC
Messenger RNA from Nomia melanderi (Alkali bee), 3683 nucleotides. RefSeq lists its product as uncharacterized. Lineage: Eukaryota; Metazoa; Arthropoda; Insecta; Hymenoptera; Halictidae. The record is from RefSeq and is a predicted model, not a curated record.